Messenger RNA from Nicotiana tabacum (common tobacco), 826 nucleotides. RefSeq lists its product as uncharacterized. The record is from RefSeq and is a predicted model, not a curated record. NCBI's taxonomy places the organism in Eukaryota, Viridiplantae, Streptophyta, Magnoliopsida, Solanales, Solanaceae.
UGGUGUUGUUUUAGGUUUGCCUCUUUUAGUUCCUACUAAUCAAAUACAAUAUAUGCCACAACCAUUUCUUGGAGGAAACUUGAAUUUGCCUAAUUAUGGACUUUUCUCUCAUGUGAAUGCUUCAAAUAUUGGUAGUGGAAUUCAUCAAAUGUUGCCUAAUUAUCAUCAUGAAUUUGGUGCACAUGAGGAAGGCACGCCUCCGGCUAUGCACAAAGAUAUAGCAGAAUUGUUGAAGAACAGUUUGAAAAUUCAUGCUGAAGAAGAGAAAGAAGUCCCUCCUGAUGCUAGGACUGUGUUUUUGACUUUCUCCAAAGGCUAUCCAAUUACAGAAACUGAAGUCGUAGAGUUCUUCACCAGGAAAUUUGGGGAGGAUGUUGAAGCUAUUUACAUGCAAGAGGUUUCGGAUGAUGAGCAACCACUGUACGCACGCCUUGUAACUCGCUCUCUUGCUGCACUUGAGGCUAUUGUAGAUGGUGGAAAAGCUAAGUACAACAUCAAUGGGAAGCAUGUUUGGGCACGAAAAUAUGUGAAAAAGCCAAAUCCAAAGAACCAGCUUUCGCAAUUUGAGCUUUAUGAGGGACAAACCAGUUCACCAGUUGCAUCCACUUCAGAGUUCUCUUAGAUCGAUGCGCAGUCUGCUUUAUAUGUGCUUAAUUACUUGAUGUGUGGGUUGUUGUUGUUUUAGUAAAAGGUGUCAUGUUGUUAUAUUACUAUUAUUUUUUACUUGGAUGUUUCGUGGAUUUUAGUUUGAUUAUAUAUGAUUUUGCUUAAACUGGAUGUUUUGCUGUGUUCAAGAUUUGAAUAAUAUAUAAGAACUUCUCUGUUG